Messenger RNA from Puntigrus tetrazona (Sumatra barb), 1544 nucleotides. RefSeq lists its product as uncharacterized. The coding region runs from base 396 to 1031 and encodes 211 amino acids. The record is from RefSeq and is a predicted model, not a curated record. NCBI's taxonomy places the organism in Eukaryota, Metazoa, Chordata, Actinopteri, Cypriniformes, Cyprinidae. The transcript has 6 exons.
UGUAAACAAUUUCUUACAAACGGUCACAGUAGAUAUUUAACUAUCCAUCUAUAGUAAUAAAUCUUUUAAUUAAAGCAUUCUGUGCUCCUCAGGUGUUGUCAGUGAUGAGUGGAGAGUGAUUUAUCCUGCUUCGAUCUGUGCUGUGAGGGGAUCUGAUGUCACUAUUAACUGUACAUUUACAUAUCCACAUGGACAUAAAGUAAAGAGAGUGCUAUGGUGUUCAAUGAGAUCAAACCAAGACAGAGUGUCAAACUGGACCAUAUGUAUACGAUAGUAACAGGAAUAAACAAAACAACUUUCAAUACAUUGGGGACAAAACCUCAGAUUGUUCUCUUCUGAUCAGUAAUAUUGAUGAAACACAUUCUGGACUGUAUAAAUUCAAAUUUAUAACCGAUAUGUACGAUGGACGUUGGACAGGUGAACAUGGAACAAAUAUUUCAGUACACGAUUUAAGAGUGUCCAUGAGCAGGUCAAGAGUAAAUGGAGGCACAAUAGUGGGAGACUCAGUGAAUCUGACCUGCACACUCAACUGUUCUGAUCAUUUAUCUGAGGUUCGGUGGUUUAAGAACGGUGAUCUGAUUCAACAUUCAGAGCCCGUCCUCACCUUCACCAGAAUAACUGCUAAAGACUCCGGCAAUUACUCUUGUUCUUUGAGAAACUUUCGAAAUGCUGUAUCUGAAGAAUUUACCAUUUACAUCGAAGCAGAUGUCGCCGGGUCCCCAUCAGUUCUGAUUAUUGUGGCGUCUUUAGUCUCACUUGUUUUCAUCACAGCAGCUGCGAUGCUGAUAAGAAGAAGGAAAGCGAAAACUCAAAGAAAACCAACGGAAGAAAGAGAAGAAGCCCAGGAUUGUCUUUACAGCAUCCCUCAAAAAGCUGCUUGUAGAAAUCAACCAGAAGCCAAGGAUGUACAGCAGAAAGAUGAGGUGGAGUACGCAUCUGUCAGCAUUAAACCCAAAGAACAGCUUCAAAUGCCUGCAAACACAGAGCAGGGGGAUGAUUCAACCAUCUACAGCGCAGUGAUUAACGGUUAAUCUUACACAUUCAGCAGUGAAGAUAUACAUCUCUACUGUAAAAUGCCGACUGUAUAUUUGUGUGGGAGAGUUUUGUUUUGUCUCUAAAAAUAACUCAGUUCUCAUCUCCCCACUAAAAAAAAAAACAAUAGUACCAUUACAAAAGUUCUAUGAUUUUUUUUUAGUAGAAAUAGCCUACCAUUUAGCAUACCUUUUAAACCAUUAUCUUUUACCCAUUAAAACCAUUUUAAAAAGUGUGGGACAUUGGUUUUAACAAGCCACCAAUAGAAGGUCACCAAUUACCAGUAAAAACCCACUGGGUCAAAUACAGCUCCAAUUAAAACAAGUGCAAUUGCUAUUAUAACGUUCUUUACAGAUAUAUCUAUAAGUAAAACUGUUACAUGUGAUGCUUUCUAUUGUGUGGGGGGUUUUAAUUGCUGGGCUGUCUGCAUUUGAAACUGUAGGACAUAGUUUAGUGUACUACUUUGUUGCUUUUGCUAAUACUUUUAUUUUUUGAAAAAUGCAAAUAAUUUU